Topomyia yanbarensis is the source of this 6972-nucleotide messenger RNA. RefSeq lists its product as uncharacterized. The coding region runs from base 1046 to 4417 and encodes 1123 amino acids. The transcript is spliced from 11 exons. The record is from RefSeq and is a predicted model, not a curated record. Lineage: Eukaryota; Metazoa; Arthropoda; Insecta; Diptera; Culicidae.
CGUAACAAAAUAGUUUUUCGUGGUUGCAAACUCGCUAUCGAUUCCGGAAUGGUGUUGGCCGAGAAAAUAAUAAUCAGCUUUCUAUCAAAAUUGUUCUCGUUAAACCAAGCAAGAAUUAAAACUGAAUGUUUAGAAAUGUAGUUAUUAUUGUGGACUGUUUGGUGCACACGAAGUGCGCCCCGAAAAUCUUCGAAUAGUACGUGCUAAUCGGGUAGUGAAAAUCAAACGGUGUUUCCAAUUAAAUUUGUGUUAAUUUUUUCCUCUGUCAUUUGGUACUGCGGGAACUGGUGGUAUAUUGUGCUGCAACGAGCGAUCGGUGUUGUUUGAUUGGAGUCGGAACAAGUGGCCGUCGUCUAUCGUGCUGAUGUCGCUCCGCGGCUACUCUCGAAAUGGAGGUGAAGAAAGUUGCGAUAUGAAAAACUGGUGAAUGGAAUACAUGAAACAGCCAGAAAACUUGUAAACGGGAUUGUUGCUUAUGCUAUUUCAUAGCCUGUGAAUAAAAAUAAUAUGCUACUCCAUAAUUUUAAAAUUUCAAUAAGUUUUCUCAGUGCCUGUUGCUGGUUGCAAUUUUGUAAUUUUUUUGACGCAUUCUAUUUUAGCAAACAACCCACGAAGAAUGUAUAGCACCAAAUUUUACAUAUUCUUCAUGAAUGUCGCAAAGAAUCACUCCACUUUGCCAUUGCUCCCUUUUUCUUGAUUAUCUUCUUUUCGCCACGCAAUUUGCAAUGCUAAAUUAAUCGACUUUAACAGUUAGUAAUGAUUGCCCAGAAAGUGGAUGUGUUUGACCUGCUGCUGCAGCAGGUGUGAAAAUCAGAGGAUAAUAUGUGAAAAGCGUUUAGUUAUUUUUCAAUCACUACUUUCUUUUCUAAAGAAAAACUUGAAAAAAAAAAUAGAAGAAAACCUCAAACGAUGAUUACUUGGGAAAACUAUGAAGUGAGAAAGUGAUCAUCUAAUUUAUCAAGUAAAGCGAACUGCAAGAAAACAAGAAUCCUAACUAGGACUGUGUUGGUUUGGCUACGGUAAGCUGAUAACCUAUCCCAAAGCAAUGGACGAAGAGGCUUUGGUUGCGCGGGCCAAGGAGGAACGAACAAAGAUUUUCCAGCGUUAUGACCUAGGUCGAGAAGCAGGUGCCGUCAUCGAUCCAUGGGAAGAUCCGGCCUUCGAGGUGUACCAUCAAACCGAUCGCUACGGAUUCAUCCACGACAAACGUUUGCCCCAGAAGCAUGAUCCGCACGAGACCAAAGCGAACGAGAUCGAGAUGGAGCGGGUCAAGAAGUGGCUCAAGAUGCUUAACAAGUGGGGCGACAAAUCCGCUUUGGCCAAGUUGCAUAAACGUGUUUACAAGGGCAUCCCCGACAGUUUGCGAUCACGGGUUUGGAGAAAUCUGCUCAAUUUGGAGAUGAUUAUGAAGGACAGCAAGAAUCGAAAUAAGUACCAGGAGAUGUUAUCACUUGCCCGGCAAUGGGGCACCGAGGCAAGACAAAUCGAUUCAGAUGUAAAUCGACAGUUCCGGGAGCAUGUUUUCUACCGGGAGCGGUACAGCAUCAAGCAGAAAAGUUUGUUCAACGUUCUGGUAGCAUACAGUAUGUACAAUACAGAGGUUGGUUACUGCCAAGGCAUGUCAGGUCUGGCCGGUGUUCUGCUUAUGUACAUGGAUGAAGAAGAAGCUUUCUGGGCUCUAAGUAUACUGUUAGCGGAUAAGAAGUACGCUAUGCACGGAUUGUUCAUAGAAGGCUUUCCCAAACUCACACGCUUUCUAGCUCAUCAUGACAAAAUCAUAGCCAAAUUUAUACCAAAGCUAAAGAAACAUUUCGACCAGUAUAACUUGGACUCGAUUCUCUACUCGUUAAAAUGGUUCUUUGUUGUGUUCAUCGAACGGAUACCGUUCAGUCUCUGUUUACGCGUGUGGGAUAUUUAUCUUCUGGAUGGUGAAAAGGUUGUUACUGCGAUGGCUUAUACUAUUUUACGUUUGCAUAAGUCAAAGAUUUUGAAGCUCAAAGACAUGGAUCUGAUUGUGCAAUAUAUACAGACUAAGCUGCAUGUUGAUUUUGGUUACGACGACGAUUUGGUCAUUCAAUCGCUUGAAAAAAAUAUGGACGAGCUACGAAAGGCCGGAUUGGAGUUGCCACCAGCGGCCAGCGAGAUCGAACUGCCAAGGAAACCGUUCGGAGUGUUUGUCGAACCGACAGUCGAGGCUAAGGUAGGACAAGAGAUCGGCCGUCGUAAGCAGGAUUUCACUGAAACUGAAAAAGAGGUCACCGAAACAGUGAAAACGAAGCGUGAAAUUACGACCCAAGAGAUUGCGAAUCUUAACCAAAGUAACGCCACCGGAGGCGGUUCCAAUAGUCAACUAAAUGCUGUACACAUUCCUGAAUCUGAGGAUGGUGGCUCGCUUUUGGGCAGCUCGAGGAAAUCUCUUGCUGACACGUCCGUCACUUCUACCGCCGACUUAAGUGUUCUAUCCGGUGGACAAAGCCAGCGAUCCCAACAAGCGUUCGAACUGUGCUACGAUGAUCAUCCCAAAACCAUUGAGAGUGGUGACGAGGGGGAAAGUAGUCCCGGAUUACGGAAAAGAGCGAUAAUUCAUUCGGUCAAACACAAACUAACGAGAGGUCCUAUGUCGGCAAUCGGUUCCAUGAGCGUUGUUGCACGUAGUCCUUCGGCCCAGCUGGCUACACCCCGAGCAAUGUCUCCCCAGGACGUGGUGCGUAUCUACGUUCCUCCGGCACCGCCCGGGGAGCUGCGAAAACCUACACCGCAUUCAGCUUCCACAACCACUGUUAUGGCCGCUGCUGCGGUGAGCUCUGCUGCGAUCAACAAAAAAGAUUCACCAACUAAAAGUACCGGCAACAAUCGACAUUCGAAUGGCUCCAACUACUCUAGCAGUGGAACACCCGUCGUUGUAAGCCGUCAGAGCAACUACAAUGACGACGAAGAAGACGAGGUCAAAACAAGAAGGAACAGUGAGAUUGAGUUAUACCAGGCCCCGUACAGUAGCGGGAGGUUCGAGUAUGGCAGUGAUUAUGGAGCGACUUCAUCAAUCCAAAACUUUGCUGUGAAUGGACGCUCUACAUCAAGCUCAAGGCGAGGUAGCAUGUCCCGGAAGUCACCGGCACCGAUGCUGGAUGGGGAAUUCAUUAUCGAAUGUAGUCAUUUGAAAGGAAGGAAGUAUGUACCGGAACAUCAUACUAGCCAAACCAGUUUGAAUCAAGGUGCAGUGAAGGUAAGGAAUGGUUCGGAAAACAACAUUCACCGGAUGACGUCGUUCGAGGAACUGGCUAAAAAUAAGUAUCUAAGCGGAAGCAAUAGUAGUCUGUUAAAAAACAUCAGUGAUGAUUAUAUCAUACGUCAGAUGAUACGUGCAAAGGGAAAUAGGAUGACCAGAAGCGAGAUUUACGAAACGGUUGAUAGCAGUGAAAGUGGAAGUAACGAUCGAUAUGAAAUGUAUGCUUCCAUCAAACCACAGCAAAUUUCAAGGGGACAUAAAAGUGAUUACAAUAUUCAGUACAAGAAUCUUUCGACAAGGGGUGCUACUGGGGAGGGCAACAGUCAGGAGUACAACAGUUUCGAAUAUAAAACAUUUAAGACGAGGCAAAGUAGCAGGGAAAGCGGGAACGAUAGUAGCCCGUUUGACUACGAUCUGCUACCGGAUGGUCGACAUGAGAACACUGCCCUUCGAGAUUACGAUAGAUUUUUCAACAACGAAGAUGACGAUGAGGAUAAACUUCUGAACAAAUCAUCGGACGAGUCUUCCACUAGUCCUCCUCCACACAGACAAUUGCAUUACGUGCAAAAAACACCAGCUGUAGUAAAAAGCCCCAGCAUUGAAUCGGUUCCACUCCUUGCUUCAUCUUUAACGGGUACUCCUAGAACAUUUAAUGCCCCUCCAUCUUCGGCUAUUCCAGUGAGUAACAGCAUGAAACGCAACAAAUAUUCUACGGAAGCAUUCCGACUAGAACUGUCCUCGCCCUUAACAUCAUCCAACCGUCGAAAUACUAGUGAUUCCAGUUCCUCGGCUAGCGGAGCUCUUCGGCAAAAUCAACAGCAGCAAACUGGCUCGAGAAUUCCUGUCAUAAAAUCUCCAACGUCGCCUACAUCAUCUCGGCAAGGCUCGCUACGGAAACAGCACCGUUCAAAAAUUCCAACAUCACAUCAACAAAUUACUUCGCCCUUAGCCCCCACUAGUACCAUCCAUCAUACUGCAAACGGAAGCAGAAUACCGCCACCAUCUCAUUUUUCACCAACCUCUUCAGGACCAUCAUCACUUACGUCUUCUCAGCGAGGGCAUGAAUCGAGCAGCAUUGGACGAUCACGUAUCAGUUCGUCUAUUUCUGCACACCAAAUGCGCCAAACGGCUGCUGAUUCCAAUAAAAUUCGUAUUAAGGUAAAUCAGUCCCAAUCGUAUAGCUCCGGUUAGAUGUCAGCAACACCGCCAAUAGCUUGCCCAUGAAACGGUCAAGUUCUCUAUUCAUUCCAGUAACUAGAUGAUAAGACUUUUAUUUUACUCUAUUUUAUUAACACGUGUUCGAUCAGAGCCUUUAAGCGUAGAAGACUGGAUUUCGAAUCUGUUUAUUAAUCGAUCAUUUCGUUUUACUAUACUGAAUAGACACGAAACGAAUUUUAACUUAUGUUUUAGAAAUUGGUUGCGUGGACGCAAAUAAAAAUUUUACAUCAAACUGCAUUUAUUGCACUUACUGAAAGUAGGACGACGCGUUAAAAUAUAGCAAGUAAAACAAAAUGGCAAUAUAUAUUACUAUUCAGCUCGUUGUAGAUGGUCAAUGAUUUAGGCCGAGAUGUAUUAACCAAAUUGAGCAGAUGCGCGUGGAGGUAGAAUGCUUAGGCGAAGUAUUGUUGAACUUUUCCCAAACCACACGUUGUGGUACGAAAACAUUCCGUAACUUAGAUGUCAGCCAGCAGGCCACAAGCGGUUUAGAACUGUCCCUCUGUUUCAAAAAUUCAACGGCGUGUGUGUCGUUUUAUGGAGAAUUCAGCCUCUUUGUUUGGAUUUUUAGUUGCGUCAUAAUACAAUGCCGUUAGCAGAAAAUUAAAUGUACAGACGUUUCAAUAGUAAAACUAUAUAUUAAAGAUUGAAUUUCAAACAGGAAUUUGGACGAGUAAUACGUUAUGGGAAACAACGAGACACACAUUUUAAGCUUACUGUAAUUUGUGAUCUUUUCUAAAACAAACUAAAACUUCCAAUGCAAUGGAAUUGUCAGCGGAAAUUGUUUUAGCAUUAUAUAAAUGUCGAUUGUAUUUAUACAUGCUACAUGACACUCAAACUCGUUUGGUUUGUUACACAUUUCUAUUCCAGUGGUCUGAGUAGACAAGAAAUUCUGUUUCGAAAGUAAUUUGCUUGAUUUUGCCUCAUAAACUUUUUUGAGGGAACAGACCAGUUGAUCAGAAGAGGGGAUCCACAGUUUCAAUUUAGCACGGAAACGGCCUAGUAUUCAUCAAUUUCCAAGAACGUUGAACGUGAACUGAAAGCUAUACAUACAGUGAACCCGGUUAAUUACCCGCUAUUAUCUAUUACUUAGAAUUUUCCUGAAUUAAUUACUUCUGUGUUCCUGAUAAUAGAUUCUCAAAUCACAAAGAAUCCAUUGACAAAAGUUUUUCAAAUUCAAAAAUAUUUCUUCGUGGGUUUGACUAGUUGGUGGGAUCUAUCUGAGCUUAGGUGAGCUUUUAAAAGAUAUGCUUCAUACCACACAUACCAAAAAGUCCUAUAUGAAUCUGCCCAACAAUUUUGCAAUUCGUAACCGAUUUUUGGCAUUUAAGACUAUCGUUGUGACUUGAUCAUAUUACUGGCUUGUAAAAUCAUAAGUUUACACCUACAAAUUCUACCUAACAUACGUUCUAAUAAAUAGGUGCUUUUACACAAUCAAUACUACCGCCAAUACUUGAGAUUAUAGAAAAAAAGUAUGCAUGAGAUAAUGGGAAAAAUGGAUUGUCGUUAUGCAUUCGAAUUGAAUUGACGUAUUGAUGGGAAUAGUAUUUAACGUGUAAAGUGGACUCUACACGGGCAAAAAUAAUAACAAUAAACCAAUUGUUGACCAUUGUAUUGAUGCUCUAAAGGUAUUAAAGGGAUCUUUAAAACAUAGAUUCAAUAAAAUUUGAAUGGAAUUGACGUCUCGUCUAUAUUUUUUGGCAAGUAUAGGGCCCGCUGGUGACCGUAGUCGCGAUACGAACAAAGUUGUUUAGUGGAAUCUCGUCUAACCCUUAAAGGCGCAAGUCGAUUUUUUGAAAAUUGUCUCACAGAUCUAGUACGUUACAACGAUAAUUUUGAGACUAUUUUCACAAUGUUGUUUUAAAACAACAUUGCGCAUUUAAGGGCUAAUUUAUUACAAAGACAUCUAAAACAAAAAAAAAGUUUGGCAACUCCCACACCUAUUACCUACUUAGUAAUGCUAUGCUCAAUCUUGGGUUGAACUCGAUAAUUCCAAUAAUAACCUGUAAAGUGACAUUGACGGCAUUGUGAUCUGUACAGCUAAACACAACUAGACAAAGUUAGUUUGUAACUGUUUCUGUUAGAGCAAACAUGACGGAUGACAUACUACAAUGUCAUCUCAAAUAUACAUAAAGGAAACAUACAAAAGUUUAACCCGUUGUUAAUAUCUCUGCCAAUGUAAAUGGAUCUUCAGUAGCGCCAGCAGAUCUGAACCGAGUCGACUUUUCAUGAUUUUUUUUCUUUUGAAAAGAAGUCGAUAGAUUAAGAAUGUUUAUAUUCAUUAAAUUAUUUCGUAUGACUGUAUAUUACAAAAGAUAAUGGAGAAGUAAAAAAUAUUUAUAUUUGGCACGAAACAAUAGAAUUUUCAUUGAUUUUGACUUUAAAACAUUGGCGUACAUAAUUGACAUUUGGUGACCCUGACUGGCAUAAGCACAGUGCCGCUUGGGUUUCUAGCUGAUACUUUUAUUCUCCAAAAAUGUAUUGAGCGCAUAGACGUUCUUAUUUUUUUAAUAAAAUCAAGGGAUAAUAUU